Molecule: messenger RNA, 1434 nt
Organism: Vanderwaltozyma polyspora DSM 70294
Lineage: Eukaryota; Fungi; Ascomycota; Saccharomycetes; Saccharomycetales; Saccharomycetaceae
Product: SNG1 family protein
Exons: 1
Coding region: 1-1434 (477 amino acids)
Cellular component (GO): membrane
Source: RefSeq, a predicted model, not a curated record
AUGGAUUUAAAUAUAACAUCGUCUUUGACAAGUUCUUCCGACGUUACAAACGCUUCAACAGCUUCAACAACAGCCAAUGAUAAUGAUAAUUCAAAUAAAGGCAUUGAAUUUGAUCAAAACAAUGACUACAUCGACAAAGAACAGCAAUAUAUAGUCCCACCAAAGUUCAAUUUCUGGAAUCAACAAGUCUUCAAUUUAAGGUUUCAGAUAUCGAAGCAAUUCCUAAUUAAUUUAUUGAUCCUAGCAGUAUACUGUUUUGGAGUUAUAUCAAUCUACUGGGGUGCCUCAUAUGAUAGAAACCGAUAUAUUAAGAAGGUUAAUAUUCUAGCAGUUUUACAAGAUGAAGGUGGUAGUUCAAAUAUAUCCCAACUAGCGUAUGACAUUGUACAAGACAAAAAUAAUGAUAUAAAAGGUACUUGGAAAUUUUUUAAUCAAAGCUCAUUCAUGGAUGAGUAUGGUUUAAAUGAUACAACUCUAAUUAAUGACAAGAUAUUUAAACUUGUUCAUAAUCAAAAUUAUUGGUUUGCAAUAAAUAUUAAGGAAAAUGCUACUAAAGAUUUGGAAUUUUCUCUAUCAAAUACUUCAGGUCAGGUAGAAUUCAAUACGACAGAUUAUUUUGAAGUUGGUUAUGAAUCUGGAAGAGAUCCUUCAAAUCUCAAAAGUUCUAUCUUGCCCAUUGCUCAUAAAUUUGAAUCGAUCUAUAGAUCUCAGUACCUGUCAAAGACAUUACCUGGUAUUCUAUCUUCUACUAAUGAAACUAUCCAGAAUGAUAAAUUGAUAUCAGCCAGUAAUGUUAGAUAUAAUUAUAUUGAUUGGAGACCUUUUGUUAAUCCUGUUGUUCUAUCGCCAUUACAAGUUGGUUCGGUUUUUUCUAUCAUUUUAACAGUGAUUCAAUUUGGAUUAUGGGGUCCAAUAUAUUUACAAGCAUCUAAAAUAUUGAACUUUACCAAUUUUUCUGUAUUCAGAAUAAUUAUAUCAAUGACUACAUUAUUUUUCCUUUCAUUAUUUUAUUGUACUGUGUCAGCAAUGUUUCAAGUAGAUUUUACACUGGCAUUCGGUAACGCUGGUUUUAUGGUUUACUGGAUGUCAACAUGGUUAGUAAUGAUGGCAGUUGGUGGAGCAAAUGAAAAUAUGAUGUCCUUAAUUAAUACAUAUUUCCCACAAUACUUACCAAUUUGGUUUUUGACAUGGAUUAUUAUAAAUGUCGCGCCAACCUUUUUUCCUUUGGCACUUAACAAUAACUUUUACAGAUAUGGUUAUGCAUUCCCAACCUUUAAUGGCGUUGCUAUUUAUAAAGUAAUAUUUUUUGAUUUAUCAAAAAAUUCUAUGGGUAGAAACUAUGGGAUAUUAGGAGCUUGGUGUGUAUUGAAUUACACAUUGAUGCCAAUAUUUAUAAAGAUAAUUGCUCUCAAAAAUAAGCAGAAGUUAUCAUAA